Molecule: messenger RNA, 2884 nt
Organism: Nycticebus coucang (slow loris)
Lineage: Eukaryota; Metazoa; Chordata; Mammalia; Primates; Lorisidae
Gene: GDAP2
Product: ganglioside induced differentiation associated protein 2
Exons: 14
Coding region: 259-1752 (497 amino acids)
Source: RefSeq, a predicted model, not a curated record
UAUUCUGCAACUAUGUAAACUGUAGAUAACUGACAUUAAUGCUGCGGAAUUUUUGUCUAGCAUGCACGUUUCUCUCUUGUGAUUCUCCAAGAGGCUUGGGACCUUGAGAAUACUGAGAACCACUGUUCCUUCAGGAAUCGUGUUUUCCUGCCUAGCUUGGGUCAGUGACCCCAAUUGCCUUAUUGUCAAGGCUAACAUCUCCAGGGAAUAUUGAAUUACUGAGGAAUUUGGAAAAAGACAAACCACAGUUCUCGUUCCAUGGAUCCCUUGGGUGCCCCUUCCCAGUUUGUAGAUGUGGAUACACUAACAAGCUGGGGGGACUCGUGUGAAGAUGAAUUAAAUUUUUCUGAUACUACAGCAGAAAUAUUUCAUGAAGACACUAUUAGAUCACCUUUUCGUUAUAAUAAGGAUAUCAGUGGAAAAGUGGUUCUUUGGAAAGGAGACGUGGCAUUACUGAGCUGUACAGCUAUUGUGAAUACCAGCAAUGAAAGUCUCACAGAUAAGAACCCUGUGUCAGAAAGGAUCUUCAUGCUUGCAGGGCCUGAUUUGAAAGAAGAUCUCCAGAAACUGAAAGGUUGCCGAACAGGUGAAGCAAAGUUGACAAAAGGGUUUAAUCUGGCUGCCCGGUUCAUCAUUCACACAGUGGGACCUAAAUACAAGAGCCGCUAUCGCACAGCAGCUGAGAGUUCCCUGUACAGCUGCUACAGAAAUGUGCUUCAGCUGGCAAAAGAGCAAUCAAUGUCUUCUGUUGGCUUCUGCGUCAUUAAUUCUGCAAAACGAGGCUACCCUUUAGAAGAUGCAACACACAUCGCACUUCGCACUGUAAGGAGAUUCCUAGAGAUUCAUGGGGAGACCAUUGAAAAAGUAGUAUUUGCAGUUACUGAUCUUGAAGAGGCUACUUACCAAAAGCUACUACCUCUGUACUUCCCAAGGUCCGUAAAGGAGGAGCGCAGGUCAUUGCCAUAUCUACCUGCAGACAUUGGAAACGCAGAAGGAGAGCCUGUGGUGCCUGAACGGCAGAUAAGAAUAAGUGAAAAACCUGGUGCUCCAGAGGACGACCAGGAAGAAGAGGAUGAAGGCUUGGGAGUCGAUCUCUCUUUCAUUGGCUCUCAUGCUUUUGCUCGAAUGGAAGGAGAUAUUGAUAAGCAAAGAAAAUUGAUCCUUCAGGGACAAUUAUCAGAGGCAGCUCUGCAAAAGCAGCAUCAAAGAAAUUAUAAUCGCUGGUUAUGUCAAGCACGAUCUGAGGAUCUGUCCGAUAUUGCUUCUCUAAAAGCCUUAUACCAAACAGGUGUUGAUAACUGUGGUCGAACAGUGAUGGUGGUAGUUGGAAGAAACAUUCCUGUAACAUUAAUAGAUAUGGACAAGGCUCUUUUGUAUUUUAUCCAUGUCAUGGAUCACAUUGCUGUGAAGGAAUAUGUCUUAGUAUAUUUUCACACCCUGACCAGCGAGUACAAUCACCUGGACUCUGACUUCCUGAAGAAACUAUACGAUGUCGUCGAUGUCAAGUAUAAAAGGAAUUUGAAGGCUGUUUAUUUUGUUCAUCCAACAUUUCGUUCAAAGGUGUCAACAUGGUUUUUCACCACCUUUUCUGUCUCAGGACUGAAGGACAAAAUCCACCAUGUAGACAGCCUCCACCAGCUAUUUUCUGCCAUAUCACCAGAACAGAUCGACUUUCCUCCUUUUGUCCUUGAAUAUGAUGCCAGGGAAAACGGGCCUUACUAUUCAUCAUACCCCCCGUCACCAGAUUUGUGACCUGCCAUCAUUCAAUGCUUCUUGAUUCCAAGGACACCACUUCCUCCAUGAUUUGCUACCUGUUGAAUUGAUAUUCAUUUUUGCUGUAUAGAUCCAGAGAGCCUUUUGUCCCCACCUCUCUGGUAUUUUUUUAUUGACUGUAUAUUUUCUGGCACAUAAGCAAUCUAAAAAUGAUAGGCCAUGCUGAACUGCACACAUUUUAAAUUUGUAUAUUUGUAUCAAAUGGAAAUGUUCAUUUUUAGAUUGUUAAUAGAAAUUUGGGGAGCAACUUCUAAGUAUCUUCAGUUUCCUGAUGGAUACUGAAUUCUCCAUUAACAACCCACCAAUAUUGUUCACGUCACCCCUUUAACAUUGCACGCUCCCUUUGUGUACUUAAGUAUUUCUCAAAAUACAUAGAACCAGUAUAUGUUGACCAGAUGCAUUGUUUGCUUCAGAUCUUGGUGUGGAUCCCUUUAAUUGUAUACAGAUAGUUCAGUUGUGGUAAAAGAGAAUUAUCUGGGACCAAGAAUGUGGAGAUUUUUCUGCACAGAAAAAUAGAAAACAUCAGAAUCAUUAGUAAAAUGUAGGACUUGGAAUUCUGAUGUACAGGACCGAAGUUAAGAACUAAGGUUCUUUGGAUUAUAUAAUUUGUUAAGAUUGCCACUAUUCUAAUCUCAAAAGUAUGGAGAAAUAAGACUGCAUCUUCAGCCUCUUUCCUGUAAUCACAGAUGAUUUGGUCUCCUUGUUCAAGCACGUACCUUAGGAGAAGAGCAUCUCCCAAGACUCCAUCAGUGAGCUUUCAGAGAGUAUGUUGUCUUCCCAGAGGCAAGAAUGGUUUUCUUUGACUCUUAGGACUGUCACCCAGAGGACAUUCCAUAGCCGUGUCUCUGGAGUCAUGGAGGAAGUGUGUUAGAGUAACAAAUCCAGGGACCUGAUAAUUGGCAAAGGACAACUUUUGCUGCUCAGGCUCAAUUUGUGCCUUAGCUUGCUCAUGAGUAAACAUUAGAAUCAUGCUGCCUACCUCACAGAGGUUUCAUGAGGAUAGCGUUUAGAAAGGGGUUUGAUGACUGAAUGAAAAAUGCUAAGGGAGUCUGUGUGUGGUGGUGUCUUCAGUUUUUUAAAGAAAAUAAAUACUUAUGAGGGAAUGUUACAA